GUCGGGAGAGGUUUUGUCAUGUUUUCCACUUGCUUUUUAUGAUUAAGCGUUUCGUUAUCACAUCUACUGCUCGGUUUCUGAAGCCAGCGAUUCGGAAUCUCUCUCUUUCUCUCGAUAUCAGACACUUAUAUAAAAAGUUGUUUACUUUCCCUUGUGAGAUUCUCUGGAACCUUUAUUGAGUGAGAGGGUUUUGUCUGAUUCCCAUAAAGCUCAAGCCUUUAGGGAGAGUAAGAAGAUAAUUAUCGCCGAUCAUGGAUUCAGAGGAUGACUUGCUCGGUGCCCACGAUAUGGAAUCAGGAGAGGAUGAUUUUUACAGCGGUGGUGGGUCAGAUGAUGAUUACAUCGAAAGUGAUGGUGAUGAGCCCGAUUACGGUUUCGUUGAGGAAGACGUGGAUGAUUCCCUCAUGAUCGCCUCUCAUCGCUCUCAGAUAAAUUAUGUUGUUCUCAAGGAAGAAGAUAUCCGCAAGCUUCAGAUGGAUGAUAUUGGAAGAGUCUCCAUGGUCCUUUCCAUAAGCGAGGCUGAAGCAAGCAUUUUACUUCUUCACUAUCACUGGAGUGUGAGUAAAGUUCAUGAUGAAUGGUUUGCGGAUGAGGAGGGAGUUCGGAAAGCUGUUGGCAUAUUGGAGAGACCUGUUGUUUCAGCCCCUCACGGCGGAGAACUUACAUGUGGAAUAUGCUUUGAACCCUUCCAACGUGAAGAAGUUGUAUCGCUUGCUUGUGGUCAUCCUUUCUGCUCUACCUGCUGGACUGGUUAUAUCAGUACAACCAUCAAUGAUGGCCCAGGAUGCUUGAUGCUAAAGUGUCCCGAGCCUUCUUGCCCUGCUGCUGUUGGUCAAGAUAUGUUCGAAAAAUUCGCUUCCAAGGAAGACAAAGAGAAGUACUACAAAUAUUUUCUUAGGUCUUAUAUUGAAGACAACAGAAAGAUGAAGUGGUGCCCUGCCCCAGGAUGUGAGAAUGCAAUUGAGUUUGCUGCCGGGACUAGCAAUUAUGAUGUUUCCUGCUUGUGUUCACGGAGCUUUUGCUGGAAUGUAAGUUCUUGGUGUCAAAACCAACUAUUUAAUCACUUUGGUUUAUCUUUGGGACCUGUAAUAAAUAUGAAAUUCCAGUGCACUGAAGAGGCUCACCGUCCUGUGGAUUGUCACACAGUAGCACAAUGGAUACGUAAAAAUAGCGCUGAAUCCGAAAAUAUGAACUGGAUACUUGCAAAUUCAAAGCCUUGCCCAAAGUGUAAGCGGCCAAUUGAAAAGAAUCAUGGAUGCAUGCACAUGACAUGCACACCACCUUGUAAAUAUGAGUUUUGUUGGCUUUGCCUUAAUGCAUGGACAGCUCACGGGGAAAGAACUGGUGGUUUUUAUGCCUGCAACCGGUAUGAGUCAGCCAAGCAAGAAGGACUAUAUGAUGAGGCUGAAAAGAGGAGAGAGAUGGCAAAAAAUUCGCUCGAGAGAUACACUCAUUAUUAUGAACGCUGGGCAAGCAAUCAGACGCACUUACAAGACACUAUAUUCUACCUCUAUGUCAAGAACCAAGAGCUUUCUCGUCUUCCUAUCAUAUGUAUUUUUUUUUGUCUGAUUUGGCAGUCGAGGCAGAAAGCUGUGGAGGAUCUGCAGAAAGCGCAAUUGGAAAAGCUGGAGAAGCUUAGUGACAUACAAUGCACUCCAGAAUCUCAGCUGAAGUUCAUCUCAGAGGCGUGGCUUCAGAUCAUUGAAUGCAGACGUGUACUGAAAUGGACAUAUGCAUAUGGGUACUAUCUACCUGAUCACGAUAAGAAACAAUUUUUUGAGUAUUUGCAAGGGGAGGCUGAGUCAGGUUUGGAGAGGCUCCACAAAUGCGUAGAGAAGGAACUGGAGGUGUUUCUGAAUGCUGAAGGCCCUUCAGAUGACUUCAAUCAUUUCCGGACAAAGUUAACUGGUUUGACCAGCAUAACGAAAACCUACUUUGAGAAUCUGGUGAAAGCUCUGGAGAAUGGUCUUGCUGAUGUGGAUACACAAGGGACUAGCAGCAAAUCAACAAGCUCUAAAUCUAGCAAGACGAAAGGCAGUGGGAAAGGUAAAGGAAGCUCCAGAAAUGGCGGGUCCAGCAAAAGCUCAGAUGGAAACUGAGAUCUCUCUCAGGUUUCAGUUACAAUCUCUCUCUCUAUGCCUCUCUCUUGUGUGCCGCCAUCUCAUUAAGAAGCUCUAUUAACUUGGAAGUUAAGCAAAAUUGGAGAAAAGGUUUGGGGUUUGCUGCAGUAUUUUUACAGUAGCCUCCUCUGAGUUCAUUGCACGCACAAGUGAACUGCAAGAAGAGUUUGUAAUAGUUUAUUGUAAGCUACCCUAAAUGUUGUAUAGUAUAAAAGAAUAUUCACGUUGUUACUUUGGCUUUUUAAUUGCCUUGCACUGCUAUAGUGCAGUGUCUAUGAACACCAAAUGGAGUCUCUUUGUCUGUAAAGAAGAAAUGUUACUAUCUC
Brassica napus (rape) is the source of this 2446-nucleotide messenger RNA. Its product is annotated as probable E3 ubiquitin-protein ligase ARI5. Gene Ontology annotation, molecular function: ubiquitin conjugating enzyme binding; zinc ion binding; ubiquitin protein ligase activity. NCBI's taxonomy places the organism in Eukaryota, Viridiplantae, Streptophyta, Magnoliopsida, Brassicales, Brassicaceae. Gene Ontology annotation, biological process: ubiquitin-dependent protein catabolic process; protein polyubiquitination; positive regulation of proteasomal ubiquitin-dependent protein catabolic process. The record is from RefSeq and is a predicted model, not a curated record. Bases 252 to 2099 code for a protein of 615 amino acids. Gene Ontology annotation, cellular component: cytoplasm; ubiquitin ligase complex. The transcript has 14 exons.